AUGCCAGGCGAAGAACUUACGACGCCUCUCAUCAUUCAUGUUUGCUCAAUUUUUUCGCGAUCUAAGCGACUUCUGCCUACAUUCGGCACGCGACCCAUUACAUCUAGCCAGACGAGUCCGCCGCGACUCGUCACAUCCUGGCUGCGAGAUGACGUUGGGCAAGUACUUACGAAGCAGACGUUCCACGGUCACACGUCUCCUACACACAUCGCUACACAAGGGCACUCGGGCCGAGCGGCCCCACACACUGCACUGAGCCCCGGCGCCCGCGGGGCCGCGCCGGAGGCUCACCGACACACAAAAAUACGGCGGAACCACCAAAUUUUGGCCGCGCAAAUCCACGGGAAGGCUCAUAAGACCGGCGCGGUCCGGAGCGGCACCUGGCGCGGGCGGGGGGCGGCCCACGCACCGGCCUCGAUUCUCGUCCGCCCGCCGCGCGGUUAUCACUGCAAUAUGGCCGCUACUCACUUCCUCGGUGAAGUUCUUCGU
Messenger RNA from Brenthis ino (lesser marbled fritillary), 489 nucleotides. NCBI's taxonomy places the organism in Eukaryota, Metazoa, Arthropoda, Insecta, Lepidoptera, Nymphalidae. The record is from the annotation of a GenBank genome assembly.